Messenger RNA from Striga hermonthica, 1098 nucleotides. NCBI's taxonomy places the organism in Eukaryota, Viridiplantae, Streptophyta, Magnoliopsida, Lamiales, Orobanchaceae. The record is from the annotation of a GenBank genome assembly.
AUGACUAAGGUCGCUGUGGCCGCUCAGUUGCCUGCGUCUAAUGAUCUUCAUUUUGGCGGCGUGGUUGGCGGAGGUGGUGUAUCUAAGAUCUCAACCACCACGUUGAAGCGAAAAACACCAUCUGAGUUGCGGGCAGCUAUAUCAGCAUUGGCAUCUGCGCCAGGAGACUUCAUAAGCAAACGGCAGCAGGCAUGGGAAGAUUCAUUCCGAAGUCUUUACUACAUGCUAAGGAAGAAAAUUUGUGAACUUUUUUAUGUGUGCAGUCCUCAAUUCGUAGUUAUGUUCACUGCAUAUGAUGGUGCGAACAAAAUCAGGUCUUCUUGCUAUGCAUAUGUUUCUCAGUCGACAAGAAAUUUAAGGUCACUUCUGAAAGAACAUGAUGUUUCUUUCUCAAUGCCUCUUUGUUUUUCUAAAUUAGAAGAAGUUACCGCAGAAGACAUCGUUGAACUUUCUCAUAUUGAGAAACACAAUCUUGGCCAGACUCGAGCUAUAGAGUCCUUGAUUGGCGUUGAUAACACUCCACAAUCCCUACUGAUGUUCAGCGGGAAUAAGAAUGUACACGCGUUGUAUGAUUUUCUAUUGAAUUACAGAUCUUUCUUAACUUCUUUGACUGGUGGUGAUGUCCCUGUGCUGUAUUCACCAGUUCCUUUUGAGAAUGCUGCUCUUUCGACUCCCGAGGUUAGAUGCAAACAGGUAAGGAAGGUUGACUACUUGUCUUCCCGGCUAAAGGACUCUAAUACGGACAGUGAACCUAAAAGUUCGGGUGGUGGAAUCUGCUAUAGUGUUGAAAUCAAGGAUGCAUAUCUUCCUCCAUGGGUCAUUUCUGGCAUUUGUAAUGCUAUGCGAUCUAAUGGAGGUGACUUUGAAGCCAGUUUUUUGACUGAGUCGACCACAAAUGGUUUGAAUGUUGGUCUAGACGUAAUAAUCAAGGACCAUCAAUCAUCUCACCUAGCUGCAGCUGACGAACAAUUGCUAGAAAGUGAUAAUCCUUUUAGUAUUCCAAAUACGACUGUCUCCUUCCAGAGACGUUCGGCCUUUUUGAAAGGACUGAAGUAUGGUGAUGGUUCUUACACAGCAUUUCUAUCUCCGAUUGAGUGA